Messenger RNA from Poecilia latipinna (sailfin molly), 623 nucleotides. RefSeq lists its product as uncharacterized. The transcript is spliced from 5 exons. The coding region runs from base 210 to 509 and encodes 99 amino acids. The record is from RefSeq and is a predicted model, not a curated record. NCBI's taxonomy places the organism in Eukaryota, Metazoa, Chordata, Actinopteri, Cyprinodontiformes, Poeciliidae.
UCAGGAAUGUUGGAGAGCAGGUUGCAGAAUGAGCGCUCUGGUUCUGUAGGAGAGCGACACUGAAGGAGAGGAUAAGGAGGAAGAUGGGUGACUGCGUCUGCAGCUAGCGAACACACACACAGUGAGUCCUCGCAGUUUUCAUGUGAAUGUGUGAGCAGAAACCUUCCUGAAGAAGCAACAGAAAAAGAGCCAAACAGGAAAGAAGAGAAAUGAAUCUGAACCACACGACCUCCGUUAUUUCAACUCCAAAUGUAAAACCUGAAUUCCCCGGGUACUACGCCCUCCUGCCUCUAGUUGUACUCGCACUCAGCGGCUGCAUAGUGGCAGUGGUUUUCUAUAUGAAAAGGAAAUCAAGAUUAGAUGAGCUGCGCCACCAUCUGAUCCCGGUUUACAGCUACGACCCCUCAGAGGAACAGGAAGACUGGGGAGAUUAUGACAAAGACGAUGAGGAGGAAGAGCUGGCUGAACCUUUGUACAAGGAUUCACAGCUCUCCUUUGAUAGAACAUGAGCAGGAAGGCAAGAAGGAGGAUUUCAACGAGGAAAUUAAAUCUCAUUUUAGUAAUUAUGGUGCAAAGGCCUGACUGACAACAAUGCAACAAACCAUUAAAACUCACCGGCUGCU